Molecule: messenger RNA, 4174 nt
Organism: Gymnodraco acuticeps
Lineage: Eukaryota; Metazoa; Chordata; Actinopteri; Perciformes; Bathydraconidae
Gene: h6pd
Product: hexose-6-phosphate dehydrogenase (glucose 1-dehydrogenase)
Exons: 6
Coding region: 287-2662 (791 amino acids)
Biological process (GO): glucose metabolic process; pentose-phosphate shunt; pentose-phosphate shunt, oxidative branch
Cellular component (GO): endoplasmic reticulum
Molecular function (GO): glucose-6-phosphate dehydrogenase activity; 6-phosphogluconolactonase activity; NADP binding
Source: RefSeq, a predicted model, not a curated record
GUGACUGGAGCAGGAAGCGUUUACUGACGGUGCACCGAGUCGUUUAUUUAUGUCACCACGGGGCAGUGGGACAUUUGUACGGGAAGCUCAAUGGCCCUGGGCAAAGUGCAAAGUCUACCCUUCACCAGUACCCACUGAUGAUUACGCUCGUAACGACAUUACUGCACCACAUCGCCCGCUCUCAGGAGACUUUCAAACGGCUGCAGAAGGAGACAUUGCCGAGGGAUUUAUUGUUUAUCUAUAUUGUCUUUGGAGAUUUGUGAGUUUGGACGGUUAGGACCACAGCAUGUUUGUGGCUGUGCUCCUGCUCCUGGUCACUCUGAGUGUCCAGGGAGGAAAUGGCGAGGAGAAAGCAGAGGCACAGAGACCCGGCCAUGUUUCCGUGGUGAUCGUAGGCGCCACAGGGGACCUGGCGAAGAAGUACCUGUGGCAGGGCUUCUUCGAGCAGUACGUUAACCAAGUCAGUGGUGGAAACACUUUCUCCUUCUACGGCGGGGGACUGUCACCUGCCAGCACCGCCACACCGGUCUUCUUUGAGAUCGUCCAGGCCGUGUCCUGCUCAAAGGAAACAUCCCCCAAUCGCUGUGCCGUGCUGAAGGAGCAGUUCCUGCGGCUCGCUGAGUAUCGGCAGCUGAAGACCUUAGAGGACUACCAGGAACUGGCAAAGAACAUUGAGAAAGAGCUUCAACAGGAGGGAAUACCGGAGGCAGGCCGGCUCUUCUACCUCUCUGUACCUGCCUUUGCAUAUGCGGAUAUUGCUGAUAAGAUAAAUAACAGCUGCAGGCCGGCCAGCGGGGCGUGGUUGAGGGUGGUGCUGGAGAAACCUUUCGGGCAUGACUUCAGGAGCGCUCAGCUUCUUGCAUCUCAGCUCGGGAGCUCCCUGAAGGAUGAAGAAAUGUUUAGAAUCGACCAUUACCUGGGGAAGCAGGUGGUUGCAAAAAUUCUUCCAUUCAGAGUGGAGAACAAGAAGUAUCUGGAUCCCAUCUGGAACAAGCACCACAUCGAGAGAGUUGAGAUUGUUUUGAAAGAGACCCUCGAUGUUAAAGGUCGUAUUCCCUUCUAUGACCAGUACGGGGUGAUCAGAGACGUGAUGCAGAACCACCUGACUGAGGUCAUGACCCUGUUGACCAUGAAGCUUCCUGUGAAUAUGAGCAGCACGGAGGAGGUGCUGCAAAACAAGCUGCAGAUCUUCAGUAAUCUGCUGCCGAUAGGCAAGAACCAAGCUGUGACCGGCCAGUACAAAGCGUACAAAACAUCAGUGCAGCAGGAGAUGAAUAAGACCAACGAUCACGUCAGCCUCACUCCAACAUUUGCAGCUGUGUUGGCACACAUCGAUGAGGCUCAGUAUGAAGGUGUGCCAAUUAUUUUGAUCUCAGGGAAGAUGUUAGAUGAGCGAGUGGGAUACGCACGCAUACUUUUCAAGAACACCGUCUUUUGUCUUCAAAACCACAACAGCGUUCACUGCAAGCCCAAACAGAUAGUUUUCCACUUUGGUCACGGCCAACUUAAAUAUCCAGCCAUUCUUGUGAGUAAGAAUUUAUUCAAGCCCGUUUUAAAGGAAGGUCAGUGGAAGGAAGUGACUGAGCAUACAGAUGUCGAUGUUCUAGGUUUACCUAUUUCAGACUAUUAUGUGCAGACCCCAUCAGAGAAUCGAGAAGCUUAUUCAGAACUUAUUUCUCAAAUUUUUGCCGGACGUAAGAACAGUUUCAUUAGUGCUGAAAACCUGCUUGCCUCCUGGGGCUUAUGGACGCCGCUGCUCACCAGUCUAGCAGGCUCUUUCCCCCGCAUCUACCCCGGGGGGACCGACAACGGAGACAUGCUGGACUUGCGUGUGAAAGGGAAAGACAUUAGCUACAGCAGUGAGGUGGUGAUAAUCAGUGCUGAUCAGAUGAGCGGCACGUCAGCAAAAGAUUUCCAAGUGAUGCAAGGCAAGUUCCGCAGUGCUGCCAUGGUGUCGGCCUGGUCCGAGGAGCUGGUGGAGAGGCUGGCCGCAGACAUCCAGGCAUCAGCGGAGGCAGCGGUGCGUGAAGGCGGCGUUUUCCAUCUCGCCCUCUCCGGUGGCUCCUCUCCUCUCGCUCUGUUCCACAGGCUGGCCCUGCACCACUUCUCCUUCCCCUGGAGGGACACCCAUGUGUGGAUGGUGGACGAGCGCUGCGUACCUCCCACUGAACUGGAGUCCAACUUCCACAGCCUGCAUGACCAUCUGCUGCAGCAUGUGAGGAUCCCUUAUUUCAACAUCCACCCCAUGCCAGUGCAGCUCAACCAGCGCCUGUGUGUGGAGGAGGACGCAGGAGCGCUGCUGUACGAGAAAGAGGUCAGAAAGUUAGUCAAUGGCUCCAGCUUCCACUUUGUGCUGCUGGGGGUGGGCUACGACGGCCACACUGCCUCUCUGUUCCCGGACAGUAAGGUGUCUGAGCUCGGGGACCGUCUGGUGGCCCUCACUGAGAGCCCCGUCAAGCCUCACCAGCGCAUGAGCCUCACUUUCAGCGCCAUUAACCCGGCGCGCACGGUGGCUCUGUUGGUGAUGGGCAAAGGCAAGCACGAGCUGAUCACCCAGCUGAGCAGGAUGAAGGACAACCCCGACAAGUGGCCCGUCACUGGGGUGAAGCCUGACGAUGGAAAACUGGUCUGGUAUAUUGACUAUGAUGCACUUUUAGGAUAGGAAUCACAUUCCUACCUUUCAAUCGGAAUAAAAAUGAUUGAGCUGCUUAAAUUGGACUGCUGAUUGGUGAAAGCAAAUAUGAGCCAGCACACAUGUUUUAACUCAUUAACCAGAAAUAAUCGCAUGUACUUGAUGGUUACACUUUCUAUGAUGUCUAUUCCAUUUUUUUUUUUUUUUUUAUAUACCUAUAAUUCCUUAUUGGCUUAAUGCACUGCAUACUCAUAGUUAUUAGCACCAAUAAAUAGAUAUAAUGCUUUAUAAAAAAUUAUUAAAACACAUACUUUAUUAUUGCUUUAGACUCAAUGACAUGUUUGUUUAGCAAGGAUCAUAGUGUACUAUAGUUCCUAUUGUUGUAAUACAUUAUAAUAGUUUUGUUAGGCUAUAUAAUGUAUUAUAAUCAUAAACUUAGACGGUAUAAUCAUCAGCAAAACAUUAUAAUUAUGUUUUAUAAUAUUAUUUUUAUCAACAUGGAUGUGCCAAAAGAUGUCAGUAAUGGAACAGCAAUUAUAAUUGCUGAAUAGAGCCUUAUAAAUACGUGGUAGUGCUUAUGUGAGUUAUAAUGUGCUAUAAGCAGAUUAUAAAGCAUUAAUAAUCAAGCAAGAAUGUUUAUAAUUAAUAUGCACAUCAUAGAAGGUUGUACUGUAACAUCACUGCUGUGUUUUUCAAUAAUGUCAUCAGGUUUCUGGCAGGAAUAUUGAGUAUAUGCAAUAUGUGGUUAAUGUGUUCAAAUCUACUGGUACUUUCUUUUUUAUUUAAAGUUUGAACCUCAUUCAAAUACUUGUGUGUGUUGGGAUGAAAUGUAUACUUUUUUUUAUGGUUUAUCUAAUUUUGUGUGAGGUGAGUGAAAAUCUAGCAAAUACAUGUAGUACAUGUCUGCAGUCGAGUGCAGGCUAUAUAGCACUAUAAGAAUAUCUGACCAACAAUAAUUGGGUGCCAAAAGUCAUUCUAACUAGAAGAAAGAUGUAUUAACUAAUAAUCCAGGUGGUUUCUAUGAUCUCAGGUGAUUCUGUGAAUGUGCAGACAAGCUGUUCACUGUGUAAUCUACAUGUAUCAAUUGUGUGUUUUCUAUUGUAGCUGGCAGUGACCCACUUGAAAUGCCAUCAGAGUUAAAAAAAAAAAAUUUAAAUGUGAAAAUAUGUCGAUGUUUAUACUGGAAAUAACAACAUUUGUUAUUGAAAUGUUUCAGGUAAUUCAAGAUAUUUUGUGCUUCACUAAUAAAAAAACAAUCCCAUUCCUGUUGCAUUCACAUUCCACUCUCAAUUCAUAUCGUUUCCUAAUUGUUCGGAAAAAUAAGGUGAGAGAUAUAAGCUGAAUACAAUUUCCUAUAGUCUGUUCAUAUUGCUUUUCUCUUCCUAUGAAAUAGACAUCAUGUUUGGUACUACAGAGUUCACAUAUGUGUUUGUAUAUAAUUAAACACAUAUUGUGUAAACUACACCUUUAUUAACUUGACUGACUGUGAAACAAGUGUUCCUCAACAAAUAAAAAGCAAAUCGUUUUUACAGUUAAGACAAA